AUGGGCACGGGCACGUUUAGGGUUGGUCGAGCCGGACCACGCGCCCGAGCCCGAGCCGGACCCUUCUCCCCCGCGCGCUCGAGCCCGCCGCCACCCAUCUCUCGCUCCCUCCCCCCGCCCGCCGCCACGCUCCCCGCCGCCGGCAACCACCUCCCCGCCGCCCGCCGCCCUCCUCUCGCUCUCCCUCCACCUCUGCAAGCACCUCCUCGCCGCCACCUCCACCUCUCCCGAGCUCCCCUUUACCUCGUGCCGCCGCCAGCAGCCGCGCGCCGCCGCCAGCAGCCGCACGCCGCUCUCCUCCUCGUCCUCGCGCCCAACCCGCAGUCCCCUGGCCGGCCUCCUCCUCGCGCCCCCGCCCACCAAGCUCCCUGGCCGGCCUCCUCCUCCCGCUGCCCGGCCAUCUUCCCCCGCAACACACGGCCAUGUGGUGACCGCCUCGUCAUGAGCACCCCGGCGUGA
Lolium perenne is the source of this 459-nucleotide messenger RNA. NCBI's taxonomy places the organism in Eukaryota, Viridiplantae, Streptophyta, Magnoliopsida, Poales, Poaceae. The record is from RefSeq and is a predicted model, not a curated record.